Messenger RNA from Microcebus murinus (gray mouse lemur), 1776 nucleotides. RefSeq names its product myosin binding protein H (gene MYBPH). Gene Ontology annotation, biological process: sarcomere organization. Gene Ontology annotation, molecular function: protein binding. The record is from RefSeq and is a predicted model, not a curated record. Gene Ontology annotation, cellular component: M band. NCBI's taxonomy places the organism in Eukaryota, Metazoa, Chordata, Mammalia, Primates, Cheirogaleidae.
GUGUCCCCGGCACCCUGGAGGUCCAGCCCCUCCACUGCCGACCCCUGCCACUCCAGCCCUACCCCCAGCCAGGCCCGCAGUGAUGGAAAACACCACCUCCGAGGCCCCCGCCUGUGGUCCAGAGGAGACCUCGUCUGAGUCUGCCAAGGUGCCCGCCACGGAGCCUCCCGGAGAAGUGGCGGCACCAGAGCCCCCCGGGGAAGAGCAGGCUCCCCAGCCACAGGAGCCUGCCUCACAGGCCCCCACGGCCCCCGCGGCCACUAAGCCUGUACCCGCAAGCGAAGACAUCCCCAGCGCCCCGCUGCUGCUGACCCUGGAGGACGUGAGCCACAGCUCCGUGACCGUGAGCUGGGAGCCCCCCGAGAGGCUAGGGAGGCUGGGCCUCCAGGGCUAUGUGCUGGAGCUCUGCCGAGAGGGAGCCUCGGAAUGGGUGCCCGUGAACGCCCGGCCCGUGAUGGUGACCCAGCAGACUGUGCGGAACCUGGCCCUGGGGGACAAGUUCUUCCUGCGUGUGUCCGCAGUGAGCUCCGCGGGGGCCGGCCCCCCCGCCACGCUGGACCAGCCCGUCCACAUCCAAGAGAGCGUCGAGGCCCCCAAGAUCCGUGUGCCCCGCCACCUUCGUCAGACCUACAUCCGCCAGGUGGGAGAGGCGGUCAACCUGCAAAUCCCCUUCCAGGGGAAGCCCAAGCCUCAGGCCUCAUGGACCCACAACGGCCACGCCCUGGACAGCCAGCGGGUGAGCGUGCGCACGGGGGACCAGGACUCCAUCCUCUUCAUCCGCUCGGCCCAGCGCUCUGACUCGGGCCGCUACGAGCUCACGGUGCGGCUGGAAGGCCUGGAGGCCAAGGCAGCCAUUGACAUCCUGGUGAUCGAGAAGCCUGGAGCCCCCAGCAGCAUCAGGCUCCUGGACGUGUGGGGCUGCAAUGCCGCGCUGGAGUGGACGCCGCCCACGGACACGGGCAACACAGAGCUGCUGGGCUACACCGUGCAGAAGGCGGACAGGAAGACAGGGCAAUGGUUCACGGUGCUGGAGCGCUUCCACUCGACCACCUGCACCAUCUCCGACCUCAUCGUCGGCAACUCCUACUCCUUCCGGGUCUUCUCGGAGAACCUGUGCGGACUCAGCGCCUCGGCCGCGGUCACCAAGGGGCUUGCCCACAUCCAGAAGGCAGACAUUGCUGCCAAACCUAAAGGGUUCAUGGAGCGAGACUUCUCAGAAGCCCCCUCGUUCACCCAGCCCCUGGCGGACCACAGCUCCACCCCCGGCUACAGCACGCAGCUGUUCUGCAGCGUCCGAGCGUCGCCCAAGCCCAAGAUCAUCUGGAUGAAGAACAACAUGGAGAUCCAGGGCGAUCCCAGGUACCGCACCCUCUCUGACCAAGGCAUCUGCACCCUGGAGAUCCGGAAACCCAGCCCCUUUGACUCCGGCGUCUACACCUGCAAGGCCGUCAACGUGCUGGGGGAGGCAUCUGUGGACUGCCGGCUGGAGGUCAAAGCCUCGGCCACUCACUGAACAGCUGAGCCGCGGGAGGAGGCUGGGAUGAGGACCCAGGCGCCCCAGGCCCAGAAUCAAACGCCACCAGUGCCCAGGACUCCUGUUUCCAUAGCAACAGCCGAUGGAGCUGCGCCCGGUGCCUGCUGGCACCCACCCCCAGGGGCUGGAGUCCCGGCCUCAGGAGGGGGCCUGGCCGGCCCCAGCCGGGGGGCGCGGAGAGCGGAGCACCCAGAGAGUGUGUGCUGGGCGAGGGGCACGCGAAUAAACAGGUGUGGUGUUAC